CGUUAGUGACGCUGAGCCAGUGAAGGAGGCGUGUGCUGCUGCUGCUGCUCGUUUUCCAGUUAAGAAUAUUAACAAAUUCACAAUAGAAUCUUAACGGACCAUCGUUCAACAAGUAAAGAUGGCUGAAGGUGACAACAAAAGCGAAAAUAUGCUUGCUCAGGAAACGGCCCAGCUGGAGGAGCAGCUGCAGGGCUGGGGCGAGGUUAUCCUGGCUGGGGAUCGUGUCGUACGCUGGGAGAAACCGUGGUUCCCUGGAGCCCUGAUGGGUGGCACCACCGUGCUCUUCCUGAUGAUUUACUACCUGGACCCAUCAGUGCUCACUGGUCUUUCCUGCGCGGUCAUGCUGCUCUGCCUUGCAGACUACCUGGUGCCCACGCUAGCACCCAGAGUCUUCGGCUCCAAUAAGUGGACCACGGAGCAGCAACAGCGUUUCCACGAAAUCUGCGGUAACCUGGUGAAGACCCAGCGACGCACUGUGGGCUGGUGGAAGCGCCUCUUUGACCUCAAGGGUGAAAAACCCAAAAUGUACUUUGCCUCAGUGAUCAGCAGCCUGCUGGCAGUGGCCUGGAUCGGACAGCAGGUGCACAACCUGUUCCUCACCUACCUGAUUGUGAGCUUCCUGCUGCUGCUGCCCGGCAUGAACCAGCACGGCGUCAUCACCAAGUACGCGUGCAUGGCCAAGAGGGAGAUCAACAAACUGCUCAAACAGAAGGAGAAGAAGAACGAGUAAACGGAAAGUUGUGGAUGGGAAUGUCUGCAAGAUGAAACAAAAUGGAAGGUGGAAGGAAGUCUAUUGAAGAAAGAGAGAGGAUGGCAAAAAAUGGCCCCCUGCUUCCUCCGUCUUUGACACUUGUUUUUAAUUUUCACACAUCUGAUAAGUUUCAUUUGUCAUACACCUUUUUUUUUUUUUUUGACACUUUGUUAAAGUUCUCUGCCAUGCAUGCAGCCACCACCACAUGAAGGUACCUGUCAUCACACGUUCACACACGGCACUGAAAUACUCAACCACACACACAAGUACACACUUUCUUAGGUGACGUGUGUUUCAUUUUAAGAUGUCAGUAAUGCCUUUAAGCCAUUCCCUCUACUUAGACAACGUGACUACUGAGCAGUUUUUUAGCAUUACUGCAUUUUAACCCCCAUAGGUUCCUCACAGUAUUUUUUGUUUUCUUAUUCAGGACACUUUUUGUCACACGGACAGGUCAUGUAAAUUUACCUUUUUUUUCUGCUUUUGUUGUAUUUAAAACUAACGCUGAAAACCGAACUGGAUAUAAAGCUGAGCUUUUCAAGAGUUUCUAGAUAAAGCCUACUGCUGUACUGCUGCUAGCUGGACCCUGUGGUCUAUUAGCUCUUUAAAAACCCCACAGUGUAACUCAUGUGGGGGUCUCUGUGUAAAUAGGCCUAUCCCUCACUCUGUCCCUGUAUGUCCUCCUUUUCUUUGUUAUUUAUGUGCUCCUAUUUUCCCUCAAUUCAUCCAUCCUGGUUUGUUUACUGUCUCAACUCAUUUCAUCAUUUGUCUUUAUUGGAGUUCUUUACAAAAACAAAUAAAGUUUGAUUUAAAUACA
Molecule: messenger RNA, 1565 nt
Organism: Eleginops maclovinus (Patagonian blennie)
Lineage: Eukaryota; Metazoa; Chordata; Actinopteri; Perciformes; Eleginopidae
Gene: arl6ip1
Product: ADP-ribosylation factor-like 6 interacting protein 1
Exons: 6
Coding region: 119-730 (203 amino acids)
Biological process (GO): cotranslational protein targeting to membrane
Cellular component (GO): Sec61 translocon complex; membrane
Source: RefSeq, a predicted model, not a curated record